UCAUCUGGAGGAAGUCGAUCCUUGCGCGCGGUGGUGGAAGUGGAAUAUGGGACAGUGUUCGUCAGCUUGAGAAGUGAAUGUUGAAAUGAGGGUGUGUUUUUUGCUUACCUGGACUACCAUUAGUGCUUAUUGAGAAAACAUAGAAGUUCUAUAUCUGUAUCUAUUUGGUUAACGCUGGCUACUAUUUUGAAAAAAGCGGAGUCCGGAUUAAAGGAUGCCAAGAAGGCUCUGAGUAGGGGCUCCAAGAUGAGUGUGACAUCAUGGUUUCUGGUCAGCAGCUCGGGCACGCGACACCGUUUGCCACCAGAGAUGAUCUUUGUGGGCCGGGAGGAGUGUGAGCUUAUGCUGCAGUCACGCAGUGUGGACAAGCAGCAUGCUGUUGUCAACUACGACCCUUCCACAGACGAGCACAUGGUGAAGGACCUGGGCAGCCUGAAUGGGACCUUUGUGAAUGAUCUGAGAAUCCCAGACCAGACGUACAUCACACUGAAGCUCUCCGACGUCAUCCGCUUUGGAUACGAUUCUCAUGUGUAUAUCCUGGAGAGGAGUCAACACAAGGUACCAGAGGAGGCUCUCAAACAUGAGAAGUACACCAGCCAGCUUCAGAUGAGCAUGAAGGCCCUGGAGGCCAGGAAAAGGGAGAAGGAGAGGCUGCAUGCUGAGAGGACCAAAGACUCAUUCCGCACCAAGCAGGAGAAACCCGAGAAUAAAGCACUCCUGUCUACAGUGAUGGCUGAGGCUCCAGUGUCCAGGCCUACUCCUCUGUAUGGACAGCCGUCGUGGUGGGGGGAUGACGAUGCUGAGCUCAGAGCAGCGCAGCGGCCAGAUGACGACCAUGCAGAGGCCGGUAAAGACGUCUUUCGACAGGAGGUGACUGGGCCGCUGUCGGACAGUAAGUCCAGGUCCAUCUUCUCGUACCGCAAGGAGCCCAGCUACUUCGAGAUCCCCACCAAGGAGUCCCAGCCACAGACACUCAACGAGGAUCCCACUAAGGACUCUGACCCCCGUGAGGUCCCGGCCUUGCCCACCACCACCCUGACCCCCACUCCCCCUGUGGUGCAGAGCCACGCCUCCUUCACCAUCGAGUUUGAUGAAUGCAUGCCGGGCAAGAUGAAAAUCAAGGACCACGUCACCAAGUUCUCCUUCCGCCAGCCACGCAAGCUCCCCGGCAAGGAGGCGGCCAUGACGACGCCCACCGAGGUGAUGUCGGCAGAGAACAAGGUGGCUGAUUGGCUGGUCCAGAGUGACAUGAACCGGAGGAGAUCUCGGACAGAAGACAUGUACGGUGACCUGCCCGACCACAACAGGACUUCCGCAUGCCACCGCCAUGAGAAUGACAGCAACCCAGGGGACCCUGUUGUGAACGGGAGGCAGGUUUUACAGUCAGAGCCACCGAUGGGGCCGCACACGUCGCUACCACCCGAGCUGUCCCCCUCUAUACCCUUCACCCCGCCUGAGUCCUCAGAGCCUCUGUCCAGCUCCCCUCCAGAGUCUCGCUCCCCUGUCCAGAGCCAGGGCAAAGCAGACCUCAAGCAGGCUUUCGUCAUUGAGUUCUUUGAUGACAGUCCACGCAGGAUCCGUUCGCAGUCCUUCAACACGGUUCCGCCUGACAGCCCGGACCUCAAGCACAAGCUGGAGAAGAUAUCAGGCCCUGGCACCCCCACUCAGCAAUACACCGUUCCACUGAAGGAUUCUGGUUCCGGCCCCCUGAGGGCCGGCUCCCUGAGGAGGGAGAAGACCGAGGAUCGGAUCAGUACCGGCUUCUCUUCGCGCUCUGCCUCCGUAACUCCCAGACCGUUUCGGAGUGUUGGCCGCAGGUCCAAACUGGCCCAGGAUUUCAAGACUGAGUUCCUGAGAGUGUCCGGACAGGAGUCUAAACCGAGCAUGAACACGACCUGGGAGAGGUCUUCCUCUGGGUCUCCGACGGCUAGCCCGCCUCCAACAGUGGUGGCGGCUGUUUCCCAGCAGACUCCACCAAGCCCCCCUCCUCCCCCUGUCCCGUACUUGGCUCAGACCUCAUCCCCUGUCCACCAAACUGUGGCCCUGAAAGCCCCUGUGAUGCCGGUUGCCCUGCCCCCACAUGAGCCCCCGCCCCCCACGGAGGUCGGAACCCCGAAAGGCCUGGGGAAUGAGGAGGACGAUACCCUGAGUGAAGCCGGCACUUACACAAUUGAGACAGAGGUCCAGGAUAAGGAGGUGGAGGAGGCGCGUAGCAAGAUCAACCAGGUGUUUGGUGUUGAGGGCCCAGAGGAGCCCAGCCAGACUACUGCUGCAGCAUAUAAACCUAUUAAGGCUCAGGACAGGGAGGAGCAUAGACAGAGUAGCUCUGUGGAUCUAAGACCAGCCCCAGGCCAGGGGCUGAGUCUGGUACAGGUGCCUGGGGGAUCGAAGUGGGUUUCUCGUUGGGCCAGCCUGGCAGACAGUUACACGGACUCGUCCCUCGCUUCACACUUCUAUAAUAUCCCCUCACAGAUGGAGCUGUCCGAAGUCGGUGGGAGGGUGGCCCACCAGGAGAAACUCAGUCGGAACAUCAACCCUGUGGACGUGGAGUGCCGGGGUUCCAGAACACGGCGGAUUCUGCCCCAGGCGCCGUCAAUGGAGAAGAACGAUGCUUCUGCUCCCACCAAUCCUGUCCAUCAGGACAGAUAUUCGACCUAUGAUCUCAGAGAGAGGAGUUCCAGAGCCCCGCACCCAGACAAGGACCACCUCAAGCUGGCUGUCCAGAAUGAUCUGGAUCCGGACAGUCUGAGUGAGUCGGAUGAUUGCUCCGUUGUGGAGCAUAGGAAGACGCCCACACCGGAGAGAACCGACGGCAGUUCCACUCGGAGCAGAGAAGACGAGAGGCCAAGUUUUGCAGCCAAAUCGACAUCAUUUUACAUCGGCUCUGAGGAGACCGUUUCCAAACCGGGGCGGACAUCCGUUCCCAAUACACCCAAGGCUGAGAGAAAACAACCACCGUCUUCCAAGACGCCACAGUUCUCCACAGCCACCCUCACCAAACAAUGGGUUGGACCCGACUCACAGAAGGCAGUCAAGCCCAACUCAUCUGUUCCCAACCUGGAAUGCCAGGUCAAAGUUAUCCCUCAGCCCAAGGAGCUCUCAGUGUCUCUGGUCCGGCAGGAGAGCUUCACUAAGGACCGUCCCAGUGAUGCUGCCCAGGUCACCAAACUCCCCCACAUCUCAAGCCAGCCUCUUAUGAGUUACACAGAACCUGCUGAGGCCUUCCAGGCUGUCGACAGUCACGACACCCACUCUUACCUCCAGGAGACCGCGGAUGCUCUGUCUGCCCUGGAGGCCAAACUCCAGGCCCAGCCGCCUGACGGCGCUGCUCCACCCAUCCACGACUCCCUGUCGGGCGAGUCCGACAUGGACUCCGCCAGCACCGCCAGCCAACGCAGCAAUCGGAUUACUCCAGCGACUGGGUUCAAGAAGCCCUCUGUUACCAGUGGCCUUCAGAGGGAGAGAUCCUCUGUCCAGGAGCCCAGUCGCCAGCCUUCAACCCGCUCUUCCACGUCAGAGAAGCCGCAGUUCCAGGGGUCAGGCAGUAACCGUGAGCUAGGCAGGAGGCUGGGGAUAAGACGCUCUGUUGGUAAACCUGGCCCCGUGGACCUGGGUGACGACCUCCAGAGUUCCAGCUCGCCCAGGUGGCCCGACACUGCCUCCUCGGACCAGGAGCUCUCCCGACCCGCCGCGGACAAAAAUACAGUGCAGAAAGAAGAUCCCUCAAAGUCUUCCAGAGUGGCCCAGGCCCUGAGCCGCUCCAACAGUAUGUCUGCCCCACGCCCCACCAGGGCCUCCAUGCUCCGCCGGGCCCGCCUAGGAGAUGCAUCCGACACUGAGGCCACGGAGCCGGACAGGACCUCCCAGAACUCCCAGGAAGCCAAUGGGACCGCUAGGGCCAGCCAAGACAGUAAAAAGCAGCUUUCCAGGCUGGACAUGCUAGCUAUGCCCCGGAAGAGGACCAGCUCCUUCACCACUCCCAGUGAUACAGAGUCCCCCGCCCCCCGGACCGGCUUCUCCAACCGUAGCACAGAGUCCAGCGGCGGCUCUGGUCGUAAGGCCUCCACGGCCGUGCCGAUCUCCAAGCCUGCGCUGGGCAGGGAUCCCACGAAGCCCAUCCCCCGGGGCCACUCCAGCAGUCUGAAAUACACCAGCAGCACAGCCAGCUCCAGGCGACGACAGAAAGGUUCUGACUACACCUCCACUUCGGAGGAGGAGUAUGACUCUGGUAACCAGACCGCCCCUAAACACAAACGCUCACACACACCCUCAGCCUCCCGCUCCCAGCCCCUCAUCCCCCUCCGCCCCAAACCCCGCCCCCGAGAUUCAGACCAGGAGAGCCACGAAGGAGAUGCCUACCAGAGCUGGUCCUCCCACAGUGCAGAGAUAGCGAGACUAAGUCAAGACCUGGCUAAAGAUCUGGCCAUCCUUGCCAGGGAGAUCCAUGAUGUGGCUGGUGAUGCUGAUCCUCAGAGCUCCAAUGGAGUGGAGGCCAACUCCUCUACCAAGACAACCCAGGAGGAGUUGGUCCAUUCAGUCCCUGAGGCUGGUGUGAACUUCCAGAGAGUCCAUAAUGGGUCAGCUACAGGCAGGCCCCCUGACCAGAUGAUGAAUAACCAGGAACACAAAUCUAUGCACGGAGGUUGGAACCAGGAAGAGGAUUCUGUGGAUGGUCUGAUGUUGACUCCCCUAUCCCAGAUCUCUCUGGCUAUUAGAGAAAACACAGAGCAACUAGCAGAGAAAAUAAAGGUGCUAUUCCAUAACAAAGCAGACAUUUGGGAGGAGAUUGAAGCAAAGCUCAGUGCUGACAACGACAUGCCCAUCCUGAAAAGCUCAAACAAGGAAAUCUCGUCUAUUCUGAAAGAGCUCAGACGAGUUCAGAAACAACUUGAGGUCAUCAACACUAUAAUUGAACCAAGUGUGUACCUUGAAACACCCGAAGCCUGCACUCCUAGGGCCCCCUCCUCAGCCGGGGUGAAGCCAUCCAGGGCCCCGUCAAGAAACUGGAGUUCCUCAAGUUCCCAACGGGGUGGUGGCCCCCCUGCCAGCUCCAGGCCCAGUGAGAGCAUCAAGAGGCUGGCUAUGUCCUCAGAAACAGAAAGCUAUGUGGUCUGAUGUCCUAGAAGACAGUGCCUACUCUACUGCUGAGCAGCAACCCCAGGUGUUGAGUGGAUUUGAGAAGGGGAAAUGGCACUGCAGGAACUGUGGCUCCACUGCACAAGAACACUACAGUAAUGUGUGCAUUAUUAGACAACUGAAAUGCAUUUUGAGCUGCCAUGGCAGAUUGUAACACACACACACCCAUGCGAUUUAAGACAAGGCCACGCGAUUUAAGACAAGGCCACAUAUAGUGCCAUACCUCAGUUAAUCUUAAGUUCACACUAGAAAGCAUACUUGAUUACUGGUUUUUUGUUGAUCAGUUUCUGUGAUUUGAAUAAUUGUUGCUGUAAUCAACUUAGAGCACAGUAUAGUUAACACAAGAUAUUAUGGACGUAUUGGUUACUGAAGUAAUAUAGUAAGGUGAAAAUUAAAGCAAUGAGUUGUGUGUAUGUGUGGCCAAAUUCAUUUUGGUGUUCUCCUAGAUUCAUUGAUUAGCCAGGGACGGGGUUUGUCUAAAACUUCAGUGAUUCCUUCUUCACAACUUUCCCACUCUAUGGACCAGACUUGUUAUAUAAACUUGAGUUUAAAAGUUGUCUCUUGCAUGCUUUUGAGCUAAGAGAAAUGGUUGUCUUUCUGGUUUCUUAAGAGAGGCAUUUUUAGGAUUCAAUGUAGGAAUGUCUCUGGGAGUCGCUGCUUUUCAAGGUAUCUCAUUGCCAGUGCAAACCUAUUUAUUCUCUAGAUAAAAAGUAGAAUUCAGGUCUUCUUUCUCAUGCACAGUCAGACACUAAAUGUUUCUUUUUUUCAAAGCACUAACAAUUUGUCUAAGAAUGUAUGUAUGUGGGUUGGGCGGGCGGGGGCAGGAGGGCUUUUGGUACUUGGGUAGAACAUUUAGGGUUAGUCACCUGGCUUCUGUCCGGAGGAGCUGUGGUGCCCUGCUAAGAGAUGUUAAACUAAAGGACAGGCCUUCUACCAGCUGGCUCCUAUGUUGGAUUGUCAUAAUGGGUCAGUUGUUUGCAGGUAUGUUAGAGAUCUCAUAUCAGCGUUCUUUUCCCUUCUUUUGAUCCAUUCCUGAUUUCCCUUUUGUGUUCAAUCAUCCGUGGCCUGAAUUUGACCAAAGAACCUUUGUAAAUGUUAUGAACACUACCAACUCCAAUGCUGUCCAGAGAUUUCCUCCAAUAUUGUUGCUGGUCACGGCCUCAUAUUUCAGUAAGCACGCCAUACUCUAUGAGCUCCUGUCCAUAAUGCCAUGUAAGGAGGGCUGUAUGGCUGUUUACACUGGCGGACCAAUUCCAAAUGCUUUACAACCAUUUGUUCUUUUCACCAAUCUGAUCAGCUGUGAAAGAUCUGAUGGGAAAAAAGAUGAUAUCCUUGUCUAAAAUAUUGGAAUUGGGUACUGUGUAAACCCAGCCUAUUAUGUUGUGUCAACAUCAAUAUACGCCUGCUGUUCAUUUUUUUUUUGUGACAAUUGAAUCGGCAGUAAUUGUGUGUGUGUAUGUAAUCAAAAUAUUUCAUGUACAAAUCGAAGCGUUUAUGAUCUAGAUUAACUUGUAUUUUGCACUAAUGUUGUACCAUUGGGUCCCUUAAACCUUAUAUGCUGAAAUGCCAUACUUUAAGCCCCCUUUUAAAAAGGUGAGUAGCUUCCAUUCUGUUGAAUUAUUAUAAGUACAUGCUUCCUAUCCAGAUACCAAGGAAGCUGAGAAUGCAAUUUAAUGAAUGGCUUGCUGUUCAUCACAAAUGCUUUUUCUAUCCAUUUGGUGUACUGUAGCCUGCUGUACAUACCAUUUAAACAGGAAUUUCCCCCUUUACCACAGAGCUUUUUGGGAUAUAUGGUGUCAUACACAAAGUAGGCUACAGAACUUGUUUACACUUAUGAUCUCAAUUCAAUGAGAUUUUGGUCUCUGUUCUAAAGUGCUGCUGCUAUUCGGCUUUGUUUUAUCUCUUGUAGUCAAUUACUUAAAUGAGUCCUGUUCUGUAUACCCAGUCCAGAUCCCCUAGUCACCAUUAUUAUUUGUACCCUUAAAGACGUGAAAUACCUUUUGUUGGUUUCCUGAAUAAAUUAUAAUAAUUUUGUGCCUAAUAUAGAAAAUGUAUAGUUGUUUUGUAAUAAACUGAUGUGUAAUAAAUAAUUUUGUUUUAAUUUUCCAACGGCUUCUGUUUGACAAUAUAGUAAGGAUAAAGUGGUAGUUUACAAAAUGUUUCAGUUGUUUUCAUAAGUCC
Molecule: messenger RNA, 7317 nt
Organism: Esox lucius (northern pike)
Lineage: Eukaryota; Metazoa; Chordata; Actinopteri; Esociformes; Esocidae
Gene: cep170ba
Product: centrosomal protein 170B
Exons: 19
Coding region: 247-5115 (1622 amino acids)
Molecular function (GO): protein binding
Source: RefSeq, a predicted model, not a curated record